AAUGGCUUUUACAGGCGAUGCCCUUUUAAUUAGAGGAUGUGGAAGAACAGAUUUUCAACAAGGCAAUCCUCAUACACUUUACAAUUCAGUGCAUAAACAAAUUUUAAGUCUUCCUUCUGAUUAUUUAUUGUUCCCUGCUCAUGACAAAUCAAUGCCAGCUAAUUUGGUAUGCGGUAUUUAUGAUUUAAUGGAUGAAAAUUUGAGAGAACAGGUUUUUACAGAAAAGGAAAAUAAGUAA
Messenger RNA from Meloidogyne enterolobii, 238 nucleotides. The record is from the annotation of a GenBank genome assembly. Lineage: Eukaryota; Metazoa; Nematoda; Chromadorea; Rhabditida; Meloidogynidae.